This is a messenger RNA of Drosophila nasuta, 10515 nucleotides long. RefSeq names its product potassium voltage-gated channel protein ether a go-go (gene eag). The record is from RefSeq and is a predicted model, not a curated record. Gene Ontology annotation, cellular component: plasma membrane; voltage-gated potassium channel complex. Gene Ontology annotation, biological process: regulation of membrane potential; potassium ion transmembrane transport. Lineage: Eukaryota; Metazoa; Arthropoda; Insecta; Diptera; Drosophilidae. Gene Ontology annotation, molecular function: voltage-gated potassium channel activity.
CGCAACACACGUCUGAAACUCUGAAAUUCUCGCUCUCUCUCUCUCUCUGACAAAAACAACCAAAUUCCCAAUUCCAAAGCAAACGUUGCCCAAAAAAAUAACACACACAAAAAAAAAAUUACAAAACCGAAGCAACAAAAAAAAAAAAAUCAAAAAAAAAAUAUGAAAUGAAAGCGAAAAGAAUGGAAAAAAUUCUCUGUGUGCUGUGUCAUUAGUUCUUGGUUGCUGCUCGUUCGUUUCUGUUCUGUUCAUAUAUAUUUUUUUUGUAUUUUUUUUUAUCGUACUGCCAAGGAAAAAAAUGAAGAAAUUGUGGAGGAAAAGUGUGGCAUAGAGAGCGGCGCGUGCGAGCCAAAAAAAGCAAAGCAAAAAAAAAAAAAAAAAAGGACAAGUUGCAAGGAAGCGAGUCGGCAAUUGUUGCAUAUUUCCUCUGACAACAACUCGAGUCUUCAACAUUUUUUUUUACUGUGUAUCGCAUAUGCAAAUGUAUUACUAAAUAUAUCUAUAUAUUUAAUUGUUGUUCUUUUUUUUCUUGUUGUUGUUGUUGUUCUUUUCUUAAACUGCAGUGCGAAAGUGAAGGGUGGAAAACGCGUUAAAAGUAAUCAAGAAAUUACAAGAAAUUACACAAAAAAAAAAAAAGAAAGAAAAGAAAAUAAGUAAAAAUAAAUCCAAAAAAAAAGGAAAAGCGAAAUUAAAUUAAAUGUUGGAAAAAGAAGAGUGAAGACAACGAGACAACAAAAUAAAGCAGGAGACGCAGCAGAGACGCGAACAAACAUAAACAAAAGUGAUAAACAAACAGAGAAAGAAGCAAAAAAAAAAAAAAAACAAACAAACAAGCAAACAAACAAACAGUAAACAGGAAAAACCGAAAGAGCAAAGGCAAGAGGAAUACAUUAUUAUUAUUAUUCACAUAAAAAGCAAUCAAAAAAAGCAACAGCAACAAAAGUGCCAUAUGCAACCGAUAAGACUGUGUGAAGUGGUCAAGUGGUCAACAGCAACAGCAACAACAAGCGACAGCAGCUGCCAUAACAACAACAACGACAACGAGAACAACAACAACAACAAGAAGUGAAGCUGUAUUUGCAAUUCUUGACAUUGAAAUUGUCGUCGCGUUCUCCGUGUGUGUGUGUGCGUGUGUGUGCGUGCGUGAGUGUGUGAGUGCGUGUGCGUGAUUAGUGCUUGCGUGUGUGUGUCAGUGUGUGUGUGUGUAUGUGAAUGUGCGUGUGUGCUCGUGUAUUUUAGAGAGUAAUCAACUCAAAAUGGCGGCCGGCCAGCGCAGUCGAAAUGCAGCGCUGCUCAGCGUUCUCCUUGUCGCCUUCGUCGCCGUCGUUGUCGCCUCCUCCUCCACCAUCGGCUCAGUCACCGUCAACGUCAACGUCAACGUCAUCGCGGCGAUGCAUCUGUAAGCGAAUGCGUAGAGAUCGAGUCCAGGAAGCACGCCCAAUAGCACAUUGUAGAAGGCGAGUCGACUAACUUCAUUCAACAGUCGAGUGCAGCAGGUGUUCGAGGUGCAACCAUCGGCAAUAGAAGCAACAUUCAACAGGAACAGGAACAGGAGCAGCCAACAAGCAACACAACCACAACCACAACCACAAAACAUAACAACAACAACAACCACAGCAACAACAACAACCACAAACACAAACACAAACAGAGUCAUCGCAAGACGGCGACGCGGCGUUGCAAGUAGGCAGCCAAAAUGCCUGGCGGACGACGCGGAUUGGUUGCGCCACAGAACACAUUCCUCGAGAACAUAAUACGGCGUUCCAACUCGCAGCCGGACAGCUCGUUUCUAUUGGCCAACGCACAAAUCGUCGAUUUUCCGAUCGUCUACUGCAAUGAGUCCUUCUGUAAGAUCAGCGGCUACAAUCGAGCCGAGGUCAUGCAGAAGUCGUGCAGAUGCGGCUUCAUGUACGGCGAGCUGACAGACAAGGAGACGGUGGGAAGGCUGGAGUACACGCUGGAGAAUCAGCAGCAGGAUCAAUUCGAAAUAUUGCUCUACAAGAAAAACAAUAUACAAUGUGGCUGCGCCCUCUCGCAGUUCGGCAAGGCACAAACUCAAGAAACGCCGCUAUGGCUGCUGCUUCAGGUGGCGCCCAUACGCAACGAAAGGGAUUUGGUUGUGUUAUUUCUUUUGACGUUUCGGGAUAUAACGGCUCUGAAGCAGCCCAUCGACAGCGAGGAUACCAAAGGUGUUUUAGGUCUAUCGAAGUUCGCCAAGUUGGCGCGAUCUGUAACACGCAGCCGGCAAUUCAGCGCGCAUUUGCCCACGCUGAAGGAUCCCACAAAGCAGUCGAAUCUGGCGCAUAUGAUGUCGCUGAGUGCCGAUAUUAUGCCACAGUACAGACAGGAAGCGCCAAAGACGCCACCACACAUACUCUUGCAUUAUUGUGCAUUUAAAGCAAUCUGGGACUGGGUGAUAUUGUGUUUAACAUUUUAUACCGCCAUCAUGGUGCCAUACAAUGUAGCGUUUAAAAAUAAAACCUCUGAGGAUGUUUCCCUGCUCGUUGUGGACUCAAUAGUCGAUGUUAUCUUCUUUAUAGAUAUUGUGUUAAACUUUCACACCACUUUUGUGGGCCCGGGCGGCGAAGUGGUCAGCGAUCCAAAGGUUAUACGCAUGAACUAUCUAAAGUCAUGGUUCAUCAUUGAUUUAUUAAGCUGCCUGCCCUACGAUGUCUUCAAUGCCUUCGAUCGCGACGAGGACGGCAUCGGUUCGCUGUUCAGUGCUUUGAAAGUGGUUCGUUUACUGCGACUUGGUCGCGUCGUUCGCAAACUCGAUCGCUAUCUGGAGUAUGGGGCCGCCAUGCUGAUACUGCUCUUGUGCUUCUACAUGCUGGUGGCGCAUUGGCUGGCCUGCAUUUGGUACUCCAUUGGACGCAGCGAUGCCGACAAUGGCAUCCAAUACAGCUGGCUGUGGAAACUGGCGAAUGUGACGCAAUCGCCGUAUUCGUAUAUCUGGAGCAACGAUACGGGCCCCGAGCUCGUUAACGGUCCAUCCAGAAAGAGCAUGUAUGUGACAGCUUUGUACUUCACCAUGACCUGCAUGACUUCGGUGGGCUUCGGCAAUGUUGCAGCGGAGACAGACAACGAGAAGGUGUUCACCAUCUGCAUGAUGAUCAUUGCAGCUCUGCUGUACGCAACGAUCUUCGGUCAUGUGACAACGAUCAUACAACAAAUGACUUCGGCCACCGCCAAGUAUCAUGACAUGCUGAACAAUGUGAGGGAGUUUAUGAAACUGCACGAGGUGCCCAAGGCGCUGAGCGAACGCGUCAUGGACUAUGUUGUCUCUACGUGGGCUAUGACCAAAGGUCUCGACACCGAGAAGGUACUAAACUAUUGUCCGAAAGAUAUGAAGGCUGACAUAUGUGUUCAUCUAAAUCGCAAAGUAUUUAACGAGCAUCCAGCAUUUCGUCUGGCCUCGGAUGGUUGUCUGCGCGCAUUAGCCAUGCACUUUAUGAUGUCCCAUUCGGCGCCGGGGGAUCUGCUCUAUCACACCGGCGAGAGCAUCGAUAGCCUCUGCUUCAUAGUCACCGGCAGUCUGGAGGUUAUACAGGAUGACGAGGUUGUGGCAAUAUUGGGCAAAGGCGACGUCUUCGGCGAUCAAUUCUGGAAGGACUCGGCCGUGGGCCAGAGUGCCGCCAAUGUGCGUGCGUUGACCUAUUGUGAUUUGCAUGCCAUCAAACGUGAUAAAUUGCUCGAAGUCCUCGAUUUCUAUUCGGCAUUUGCGAAUAGCUUUGCACGCAAUCUGGUGCUCACCUACAAUCUCAGACAUCGACUGAUUUUUCGCAAGGUGGCCGAUGUGAAGCGCGAAAAAGAAUUGGCCGAACGGCGUAAGAACGAGCCGCAAUUGCCCCAGAAUCAGGAUCAUCUCGUUCGCAAGAUCUUCUCCAAGUUCCGACGGACGCCGCAAGUCCAGGCGGGCAGCAAGGAGCUCGUCGGCUCUGGCCAAAGUGAUGUCGAGAAAGGCGACGGCGAGGUGGAGCGUACCAAGCUACCUGCUAAACUAACAUUAACCGAGGACUCACGCAUCCUAACAACCGCCGCCGUACCCUCACCAUCGCCAUCACCCUCGCCCUCAUCGGGUCCACCAUCUGCACGUAGUACCCGUGCUAGCAAAUGGGGACGCCUUCUGGGCAGUUCAAGUGUCGAUUCAGCUAGCGAUACUAGCGCCAAGGUAGCCGUCUCGAGAAGUUUGAGCGCCCGCGAAAGUCUGCGUGAGAGCACUGCCCAAGCGAGGCAGAGUAGUACUUCGAGUAGCAAUGGUGGACAAGGCAAUAAAGUAUUUCCCAAGGCGCCCAAGCUGCAGGCAAGCCAGGCGACUCUCGCCCGCCAGGACACCAUUGACGAGGGUGGCGAGGUGGACUCCUCGCCCCCCAGCCGCGACAGUCGUGUGGUCAUCGAUGGCGGCGCCUCAUCGAAUGCGCCGUCAAAUGCGACAGCGGCCACAACGCCUGGCACUUCGGUUGCUGUGGUUGGUGCCACAGCACAGACGGGGACGGGAGCCGGGAUCGGGAGUGGAAGCGGGAGUGCAGGAAAGGAACGAAAUUUGGCAUUGGAACGGGAGCGACAAAUCGAGAUGGCCAGCUCGAGGGCAACCACAUCGGACACGUAUGAUACGGGGCUGCGUGAGACGCCGCCCACGCUGGCACAGCGCGAUCUCAUUGCCACCGUGCUGGACAUGAAGGUGGAUGUGCGGCUGGAGUUGCAGCGCAUGCAGCAGCGCAUUGGCCGCAUUGAGGAUCUGCUGGGUGAGCUGGUCAAGCGGCUGGCGCCGCAGGUCGAUAGCAGCGGCCAGACAACGCCUGGCGACGAGAUCUGUGCGGGUUGCGGUGCGGGCGGCGGCGGCGGCGGCGGCGUAACAGCUGCUGGGAUCAUCAUGGCAGCUGGCACGCCGACAACAACACCUGCGCCUGCGAUCACAACGCCCGUGGACACUGUGAUAACCAUCUCAUCGCCGACAGCAGCCACACCAGGAACAGGAGGAACAGGAACUGGAGCGACAAGUGCAAGUGGAGCUGGCGCUGCCAGCGGUCUACUAAAUCCAAGUGUCCAAGUUGUGUCGAGCGCGGGAGGCAACGGCCUGGGGCCGCUGAUGCUCAAAAAGCGACGCUCGAAGAGCAGGAAAGCACCGGCGCCUCCUAAGCAGACACACGCGACGCCAACGGCCACAGUGGCUGGAGGAGGAGCUGUUGGAUCUGCAACCGCAACUGGAUCUGGUACGACAAGCUCGACAGCGUCAGCCUCAGCCUCAGUCCCAGCCACAGCCACAGCCACGGUGGCAGCCACAACCAGUUCGGUGGCUGCUGCCAAUUUGUUACAUCUGCGUCUGCUCGAGGAGGAGUUCACAGCAGCACAGCAGCUUCCGUCAAGCGUCAGUGUGAUUGCAUCGCCGACGACGACGACGACGACGCCGCCAGCAGCAGCAGCAGCAACAGGAGCGGGAACGCCGACGACAACAACAACGAGCGCGGCAACAACACCGACCGGCAGCGGUCGCAGCAGCGUGAAACGGGAGUUUCUCUAGCCAAAGAUUUUGGUGCGCCAUCAGUCGGCGGAUAGCAGCAGCUUCGAGCAAUAAAACUGAGCCGCAAUCGUGGCCAUUCUUCUGAGUUUGCCUACGCAUACGCUUAGCUAGUCCUAGUCUCUAACUGUAACUGUAACUGUAACUGUAAACCGUAACUGUAACUGUAACUUGCAACUAAUGGAUACUAUGAUAAUAUAACUAUUACUAUAUAGGGACAUAUGCCUGCAUAACUACAACUGCAACUAAUUUUAGAGACACAUACGAUCUCUGUUCGUUCGUAGGUGUCUUUCUCUCUCUAUCUCUCUCUCUCUCUCUCUUUCUUUAUCUCUGCCUUUUGUAUCAUGCCUAACCCCGCCUCUUUUUCACUCUACCUCGCUCAAACACACACACACACACACACACACCCACUCUCCUUUAAGUAACGCGUGCACUUAAGCUCCCUUAGCCGCCCUUACCCCUGCCCACCAUACAGGCAAUGUUUUUGCUACUCUCUUUCACUCGCUCUCUCUCUUUCUCUUUCUCUCUCUCUCUGAAGUAUGUUUUUGAUGGAUGCUAAGGAUUCAUAAUUAUGAUAUUGUGUGUAUUUUAGGGCAAAGCAUAUUGCUUACGAAUUUGCUACAUUUACUGCAAUUAUUUACCUUUAUAUACGAAACAAUUACAAAAAUACGAGUAUUGUAGUUGACCAAGACGACAUCUGCGACGGCGACUUGGACGGCGACAAACUAACUAGUUAUAUAAACUAAACUAUAUUAUACUAUACUAUAUAUACUAUACAUAUACAUUAAUAUUUUUGUGAUAAAACGCUAAUGGAGGCAAAACCAGGCCUAAUCAGUUGUACAUAGCAGAAUUAUUGUCGCAAGCUCUAAACCAGAUACCACAAGACACACACACACAGGCAAUACAUACACACAUGUGUUAAGCUCUUACAAUUUUUUCAAUUACCAGUUGCAAACAAUGAUCAUAAUAACAGUUGUAGUAAUUGGCAACUCACCUUCCACGACCACAACUAUUAUUAUUAUUUUCUUUACAUUUUUGUUACACUUUAUUUCGACACCGUUAAAAACACUUCACCAACUCGUCAGCUUCGAACAUUCGGCAGGAGCAGUGUGACCGCUGUGCGAUCGCCAUCUUCUUUUUUAUAUGGUUGGCAACGCCACUUCAAAGUUGGCAAAGCGAUUGCUGCCAGUUGCAAAUAGUUGAUCUUUUUGCAUGUAGUUGGCAAUGCAAAUUCGACUUGCCAAUACUUGGUAUGUGAUUGAUUUUCAAACAGUUGUGCAACUGUUGAGCUAGUUAGCAGUGUGUCCAUAAUUAGUAUAUUUUCUCAUACACCCACACACACACACACACACGCACGCAUACAUAAUAUGUAUGUGUAUAUAAAGCGUAGUACAUGUUCCGUUCACAAAACUUGCAGCUGUGCUAGCUUUUAGUGCAAAAUCAAAUCGAAUGGGGCCUAAAUACAUAGUAUAUGUAGUUGGUGUAUAUACAAUGCAUAAUACCCGUCCUAACACACACAUAUAUGUACAUAUAUGUAGUACUACAUACUUACAUGUGUAGUUGCAUACAAGUAUGGUAUGGCUUGAGCACUCUUUAAUCCCUAAGUGAACAAACAAACUGACUAACAGUAAUAAAGACAAAGAAGCAGAGAAGAGCAGAAUACUACUAGAAAACUAUACGAAAAUCCCAGCCACAACAAAACGAACAAAAAAAACAACAACAACAACAACCACAACAACAAAAACAACACACGAGGCAAAAGACACAAAACAUAUUGCCGCAAAAUGAAAGGACAAUCGAUAUAAAAAACACAAUUGAUAUGAAAACUGCAGUUAAAUAAAAAUGACAAAUGGUUAAUAAUAAUUUGUACAUAUGUAUACAUACUUAUUAUAUAUUAUACAUCCACAUACAUAAUACAUACAUAGGGAAAGUAAAGAAUAUGGCGAAUGAGAAAACCUUUUGUAAAUAAGAAAAGAGUUUUAUUGCGAUACGAUAAAUGAAUGAACUAAAUACGAGUAUAAAUUGUGCAAUGUUAUUUACAAUACAAAUUCAAAUUCCAAUUCCAAUUGUUUAACACCCCACACACUCACACGAACACGAACACACACGUACACAAACAUACUUUGUGAUAAAAGCAAAUGAAAAACUAAAUAUUAAAUUAUGAAUAUAUUGUUUAGGCUCGCAUUAAAUAUGAAAAAGGCUUGCACUUGCAUAUAGUUUAUUGUUACAAAAGAAUGCAAAAUAAUUAUGAAAUAUAACAGUUAGUAUAAUAUAACACCCACACACACACUCAUGUACAUUGUACAGUACACAAAGACACUAACUGGCGCCAUCUAUGGGAAUAAUAUCGCAAAGGUUUCAUUACAUUUAAGUCGUCGCUUGCAGCUAAUUUCCCCCACUUGAACGAUAGAAUACAUUUAUAGCAUUAUUAUAUAUUUAAACACCUAGAUCUAUUCCAAUUAGUUUGUUUUACCUUAUUAAAGAUCAGUUAAGAUCACAAUAUAGAUCAAAGUCCCCACACGUUCACAAAUACAAUGCAAAAACAAACAAAAAAUCAAAAAACAAAAAAUUAAAAAAUGAAAACCAAAAACUUUUAAAGCAAUACGAACUAUUUACAUACAAAUUACAUAUGUUACAUAUAUUGUCUUCCCAAAAUCGAAACUUAGUCUAGAGUCUAUGUUUUGGGGACUACAGAGUUGUUAUUUAUCUAGUUUUAGUUCUAGACUUUAGUUGUUACCUUUAGUCUGGCUUACAAAUUAGCGCAAAAUCCUUGUUAUAGCUCUGAUUUCCGUUUGACAACGCAGCAGCACCAUAAAAACUCAAUCGAAAAGCAAUUCAAGUGGUAUUACAACAUGACUUCAACUCUACAUACAUACAUACAUAUAUACACUCACACAAGCAAACACACAUAUGGUAAAUAUGUAUAUUCCGUAUACACACACAUACAUACAUAUAAUUAACUUCAAAGUUUCGAUGAUAAUGACAAAUUUGUUGCAUAUGUUUAGACAAUUUAAAUUAAUUAAUUAAUAAUGCAAAACAACUAAACGAAAAUCCAAAAAAUACUAGAAACGAACUCAUUUGUACAUAAGUAGUUAAAAAUUAAUAGUUUUUUUUUUAUAUACAUAUAUUACAUUAUCGUUAUAUGGCGUAAGUCGCACUGGUCAAAUGGCAAAACGAAUGACUCAACAAAGUUAGUAUAAAAGCAAAUUAUUAUACAUAUACUAUAUAUUUAGCAUAUACCAUGCAUAUGCGAUAUAUAGUAUUAUCGAUAGGAAUAGCGGUACUAGAGUUAACUGUAAUAUAGUUUUCAACUAUUCGUUCAACUGACUUUUUGAUUGGGGUAACAAAAAAAAAAUAAUAAAAAAAAACAAAUACCAAUAAACUACGAAUCAAUAAUGAUAUUAUAAUAAAAUUGUGAAUUGUUUAACCCACUCGCUCCUCCGCUUCCAAGCUCAUAAAUCGCAGCGGAAUAUAUUACUUACAUAUAUACAUAUUAUAUUUAUAUUGUGUUUUUUUGUUUUGUCUGUUUUUGUUAAUUACUUUUGUAGAUUUUAGUGCUAAACUACACAGAGCCUUAUACAUUUAUGAAUGAACACAACUAACCAGAAAAUUUAAUGAAAACCAAAACGAAAAUAUUUAAAUUUUAUGAGUAAUACAUAGAAAUUAUUAACUACAACGUAAAGAAAAGCAAAAAUUUACCAAAUUAUGAAAGGUGCAAUUACGAUUUUUAAGUCAGUGCGACAAUUAGUCAAAAUUUAUAUUGAGAAAUGAAAAGAAGAAAAUCGAAAAAACUAAAACCAAAAAAAAGAAAAACCAAAGGAAAAAAAGGCCGAACAGAUAUUUAUAUAUAUAUACACCAGACAUACGAGGAAUUGCGAAUUUCACACACAAAAAAAAAACUCGAACUCGAACUCACUCAAAAUUCACAUAAAUAUUUUGUCAGGUUCAUCCGAAGUAGCUAAAUGGAAAAGAAAUACUCAUUAAAUACUAACAAUUAUACGAUCACCUUUGAUGAAUUUACUCCAGUGAUCGAAUGUAUAUAUACUAUAUAUAUACACUAUACACUCAAUAUAUGUAUACAUAUAUAUAGAUAUAGCAGCUUCAUUCGCUUAGAAGCGCCAACUGAAAUCCCAUACAAACUAAAAUCAAUUUAGAGUUGAGCAAGACAUACACAACAAAAAAUUUCAAGAAACCCAAAAAAAAGAAACAAAACAAAAAAUGAAAACAAGGAAAAUUAAAAUAAACUUUAGAAGCUUUUAUACGCCAGAAUUUUUUUUCUAAGCAAAAUAAUAAGGUACAUAAUUAAUACUACUAUAAUAACUAACUAAACAAAAAUACCAAAAAUACGCCACUUAAUUAUUAAAAACGAUAUAAAUUGUAAUUAAACAAUGUGAAUAUAUACAAGACACAGAUACAAAAGCCUUACAAACACUCAAAAAAAAAAAAAAAAAAAAAGAAAAAUACCAAACACACGCCUCAUUUUUUGUAUACCCACUGCAAAAAAAAAGAUACCAAACACUUUUGGCAAACUAACAAAAAAACAAAGAAAUGAAAAAAAAAACUAUUACAUUUAUGCGAAUAAAAAAUACAAAAUAAAUUCUUAAAACAUAAAUGAAACCCAGUCUUCGGUACAUCGAAGAGUAAAUACCUCUGCAGAGUGACGUCAAUUUGAGUUUAGUAGAGACAUCUCAAAAAACAAAAUAAAGUCAACAUACAGAAUAUCAAUUAAUUCGAUCCGAUGAAAAGUCUUAAAUAAAAUAUCUGAAGCAAAUUUGGUCAAAGUCAAAGUUUGUGACUAAUUGUUCCUAUCACAUCUACAUAUAGUAUAAAUACAGUAAUCAAAGUAACGUAGAUUAAAUAUUGAGAGAAUAGUUUGCAUUUAAGCUGACAUACAGACGGAAUCGAUGUAUAUAUACAUCAUAUGUGUAUGUCUUCUCUGAACAUCUGAAGAAUACUGUUUUUUAUCUCUGCAAAGGUAUGACAAAACAAAAAAACAA